Molecule: messenger RNA, 1232 nt
Organism: Brassica napus (rape)
Lineage: Eukaryota; Viridiplantae; Streptophyta; Magnoliopsida; Brassicales; Brassicaceae
Exons: 2
Coding region: 298-1149 (283 amino acids)
Source: RefSeq, a predicted model, not a curated record
CAAGUUUUUAAUAAGUUUUAUGUGGUUCGGUUUUUAGUUAUCUAGUCAUGAAUAAUUGUCUCAAGUUUGUAUAUGACCAAUGGUACAUCUUUCUCUAUUUUUGUCAAACUAUUCUUUCUUGAGGAAUUUUAUAUUUUCAUUUUCUUGUUUAAUGAAUCUUACAAGCUAGAAACAAAACCAGUUGCAUCUAUAUGUCUGAACUAAGUGCAUACCAACUUAUUCGAAACACGUUUUAUAUUGACUUUCUUUGUUUUUCAAACACGUUAGUUAUAGGUAUUGGUGACUGUAACAAUCAUCAUGAUGGUAGAUCAAAGACAAGGAAAAGGUGAAUACAUUCAGUGGAGACCAGAAGAGAGCAAAUUGUUGAUUGAGCUAGUAGCAAGCUGCUUCAAGGAGGGAUGGGUUGAUCCCAAUGGAAAAAUGUUCAAGAAAACCGUUGAGACAAAGAUACUUUCAGUUCUUAACGAAAAAUUUAAUAGCAGGAAGACUUAUAAGAAUUUUAUUAACCGAAUGAAGAUAUUGAAGAACCAAUACCGAGAUUUUGUCAACCUUCUGCAUUUUGAUUCUAAGGUUCAAUGGAAUCCAAUCACAAAGAAGUUCACUGCUCCUGAUGAAGUGUGGACUGCUUACCUUAGAGAUUUUCCUAAUCAAAGACAUGUACGUAACGAGACAUAUGAAGAAUAUGAGAAUAUGAAGCUAGUAUUUGGGGGAAUGAGAAGAUUUGAGAGAUUACAUUCUCAACCAUCGAAAGUGAGAACGAACGAGAUAAUGAAACAAGAAGUGGAUCUAACUAAUGAUGAUGACGACGUUCAUGAAAUCCGUGAAACCGAAACUGAUGUAUUUGGUGAUUCAUCAGACUAUGCAUCCGUCAAAGACAAGAAUCUUUUGGCAAAGAUUUGCACAGAGCUAAGAUCAGUUGAGUCGGCCACUAAACAGAUGAUUCACAUAAUGCAAGGAAGAUCAAUGGUUGACGAAAACAAGAAGAUCAAUGUUUGGGAGGCUAUCAAAGAGAUUCCUAAUUUAUCCAACCAUGUCCAAUACAAAGCUCUUUCCAUGAUUCAAAAGCUUGAAAUGAGAGACAUAUUUGUUAGUAUGUCUGUUGAAGAUCGUCUUGGUUGGAUUCAGUGGAAUACCCAACCAAAAACUUAACUCCAAGCUACAUGCAUCAAUUUGGUUUCUGUAUUUCCAUCGUUGAAUAUGAUUAGUAUUUUUUUCAAUAAACUGGUUAGAUU